CUACGUAACCCGUUAUCACUAAAAUGUUUAGUUUUAUUUCCAAUCAUUCGUCGAAUGUGUAUGAAGGACUAACGCGACAAUGGUUUUUUCUCGCGGAAUAUCUCGUGGUGGUCGAAGUGCUCUAAAACGGUUUUUAUUAAACGAUUGCAAAAAUGGAUACGAGUACAGACCAUUUUUUAAAGUGAGAUUAAUUAGUACUUCAAAGACAACAUUUGCAGAACGAUUUUUCACUAAGAAGCACGAAUGGGUGGCUGUGGAUGGUAAGAUUGGAACUGUCGGCAUCUCAAAGUACGCUCAGGAUGCUCUAGGGGAUGUAGUCUACGUUCAGCUGCCAGAGGUGGACUCAGUUAUAAAACAAGGAGAUGAAUGUGGAGCCCUAGAAAGCGUAAAAGCCGCCAGUGAAGUUUACAGUCCUGUAUCAGGACGUGUUGUAGAAAAAAAUACCGAAGUUGAAAAAACUCCGUCAUUGAUAAAUAAGUCGUGCUACGAUAAAGGUUGGCUAUUUAAAGUAGAGAUAGAAAAUGAAGAAGAAACAGAAGAACUGAUGACAGAAACAAAAUACAAUGAGUUCCUGAAAGCUGAAGCUCAUCACUAAUUAGUACUUACUCUAUUGUCCUUGAUAUUAAAAUUCAUAAAUUAUACCACCUUAAUAAAUAACGUAGGUACAUAUUUGUUUCAAUGCAAGUAUUCAAUAGGUGUAAUUAAAAGAAAUAAUAAAAUUUUGGCUGUACUUUAA
Molecule: messenger RNA, 736 nt
Organism: Agrilus planipennis (emerald ash borer)
Lineage: Eukaryota; Metazoa; Arthropoda; Insecta; Coleoptera; Buprestidae
Product: glycine cleavage system H protein-like
Exons: 5
Coding region: 80-595 (171 amino acids)
Biological process (GO): protein lipoylation; glycine decarboxylation via glycine cleavage system
Cellular component (GO): mitochondrion; glycine cleavage complex; cytoplasm
Source: RefSeq, a predicted model, not a curated record